CCUGGGUGCGCCUCCGGCUGCUGUGCUCCGGGCCAGCUCCCCCUACCCCGCGCCUGGGAGGCGACCCCCCGUGCGCCCCGGGUUCAAAGGCCCCGCAGCUCCAGCCCCUCCAGGGGGCGGGGAGGCGAGGGGGGUGGUGCAGGAGCCAGAAAAGCCCGAGCCCACAGCCGGCCAGCCCUGUGCUGGUAUGGGCAGCGCGCUCUGAAAGUUUGUGACCGCCGCAGCCAACUUGUAACUGGAGCUGGGGACGCAGCGAGAGAGCGGCCGGCCUCGAACCCCCACAACUGGAGGGCGAGGCCAACUGUGCCCGGUCCCAGUGCCCUUUGGCGGCCAGGAGCGGCCGUCCUCCGGGCCCGGAGCUCCCGCGCCUGAUCGGGGUUCAUGGAGCCGGGGCUGUGGCUCCUUUUUGGGCUCUCGGUGACCUCCGCCGCAGGAUUCGUGCGCCCCCAGCCUGGGGACGCUGGCAGGAGCGGCGUGCUCCAGGUUCCUCCUGUAGCCACAUCUGAGGGGGACCUUGAAGAGACUGGGGCUGGCCCUAGAGACAGGAUGGUGGCUCCUGUCACAGCAGUGCAGGGUCCAAGCCCUGGAAGCCCUGGGCAGGAGCAGGGACCAAGUCAGGCCAGGGAGCAGGAGGCUGAGGAGGGCCCUGAGCACCACCGAUCCAGGCGCUGCACGUGCUUCACCUACAAGGACAAGGAGUGUGUCUACUAUUGCCACCUGGACAUCAUCUGGAUCAACACUCCUGAACAGACCGUGCCCUAUGGACUGUCCAACUACAGAGGAAGCUUCCGGGGCAAAAGGUCCGUGGGGCCGUUUCAGGGGAACUGGCAGCCAUCGAAGCAGACACCCUUGCGCUGUGCUUGUGUGGAGAGAGAUGACAAGGCCUGUGUACAUUUUUGCACCCAAACCCUGGAUGUCAACAGCAAUUGGAGGACAGCAGAUAAACCAGACAAAGAAGAGGAAGAGAAGGCGAGAGGUGUCACCAAAGGCCCCAGACGGAGGAGGGAAGAUGUGACGCAUCGUUCCUCCCGGGGGUGAAGUCAAGGACAGACAAAGCAAGUAGGCUUUAGACCUCCACCGUCCAAAGCUCGUGCCCAGCAGUGGACGUCACUGUCGCUCCCCUGCCCGCCCAGCUGCCUUUCAGGAAGGAGUCCCGUCGGAGAACCGGCCUGCAGCGUUCUGUUCUGGGGAGGCUUCAACGAUUGCUUGUCCACCCUUCUCAAUUUCCACCUCUUUCAGGACAAAGAGUGAAUUUGCCUGGGGCAGAAAACCCACCCAUAGGGUCCCCACUUAACAAUACCCCCCUGCUCCAAGAAUGUCCAAAUCCACAUGACCCCACUUUCCCUAAAGGGUAAAAUGAUCCCAGAUGUGCCCUGGGGCAUGACGCCCACGGCUCCGGUUACCCGCAGGAAAUUGUUUUUGGAGAGGCAUGGCAAGUUGGAAAGCCACUUGCUGGCUUUGGACGUGACUUCCCUUACAGAAUACGUGGACUCCAAGCUAACUCUUUGCAAAUGUAAACACGUGUCCAUCUUGUAACAGAAGCAAAAUGCCCGUGUGGCAGGAGCACGCCGGCCUCCCCAUCCCGACCGGGACAGGCACCGUGUGAGUGAGGGAGGCUGCGAGGCACCCGCUUCAGACACCGGUCCUAGCUGUACAGGGGUUUAUGAGCUUGAAGCUUAUAGGAUUUAGGCAGAGAAAUUUUCAGCUGUGCUUUGUACCCACCAAAAGGAUAUAUCUCAAAAAAUAAAUAAAUAAGAAGAAAAAGAAAAAAGAAACCUUGAUGUUUGUGACAAGAAAAGGAGAAAGUUAAUAUCUGCUGGCUUUGAACUCCGGGGCAUGCAUGCAACACAGAGCUUGUUCUUGGAAACUCAACCUCUUGUGCCCUUUGUAGACACCAGGCCCACGCACUGUAGCGUUCAGAGGCCUCGUUUGCAGGAAGCCGGCUGUACAGGCAGCCCCAGCUCAAGGCUUUUAGGUUGAAUAUUUGCUUUCAUGAAUAAAUGUGGAUCUUUGGGGAAUGGCUGCAAAAUUAGCCACGAACACAAAUUCUUUGUAAAUUAUGUAAAUUCCUAUUUAUCUAUAUAAUUGGCAACAACUGGGAAUUGUAACGCCUGACAGUUCAAAAUCUCUUUCAGCUGUGCUCUUCCUGCCGCGCUGCGCUUACUGCGUGUGGAACUGCGACUGUGCCGUGGAAGGUUGCCUGGGCGGGGGCCAGGCUGCCCACCUCCCACCUGGCCGCAGAGAGAGCAGUGUGUGCCCGGGCACCGCGUGGAGAAGUGUACGGUGGUGUACGAUGGAAUGUUGGCCUUGACCAAGUGCUAGAUUCUCUAUGAGUAUUUCAUAAAUUAUUACAAGUGCAAAAGUGAGUAUCAUGAGGAAAUGAAAGGGACCGAUUUGCUGGCAGGAGUUUGUACAGUUUAGAGAAGCGAUUAUUUAUUGUGCAGCGAGUCUCUACUUCGACUCCUUUAUGUGGAUUGGUUCAAAGGAAAGUCACUGUGUGUAUAUAUAUAUAUAGAUAGAUUUUAAAUUGUGUUCUCAAUCCAGGCUCAUAUUUCUUAGCGCUUGAAUUACAUUUCUAGAACGCAUAUGCACUGUUCGACACUGCGGCCAGGUGGUAUCUCAGAGAAAUUCAUUCAUUGUGCGAAUGCU
Messenger RNA from Lemur catta (Ring-tailed lemur), 2649 nucleotides. It is a transcript of the gene EDN3, whose product is annotated as endothelin 3. Lineage: Eukaryota; Metazoa; Chordata; Mammalia; Primates; Lemuridae. Gene Ontology annotation, biological process: regulation of vasoconstriction; vein smooth muscle contraction; intracellular calcium ion homeostasis. Bases 382 to 1038 code for a protein of 218 amino acids. Gene Ontology annotation, molecular function: hormone activity; endothelin B receptor binding. The transcript has 5 exons. The record is from RefSeq and is a predicted model, not a curated record. Gene Ontology annotation, cellular component: extracellular region.